Messenger RNA from Lemur catta (Ring-tailed lemur), 255 nucleotides. Its product is annotated as 40S ribosomal protein S27-like. Gene Ontology annotation, cellular component: cytosolic small ribosomal subunit; ribosome. The record is from RefSeq and is a predicted model, not a curated record. Gene Ontology annotation, molecular function: structural constituent of ribosome; RNA binding. Gene Ontology annotation, biological process: translation; ribosomal small subunit assembly. Lineage: Eukaryota; Metazoa; Chordata; Mammalia; Primates; Lemuridae. The coding region runs from base 1 to 255 and encodes 84 amino acids. The transcript has a single exon.
AUGCCUCUUGCAAAGCAUCUCCUUCAUCCCUCUCCAGAAGAGGAGAAGAGGAAACACAGGAAGAAGUGCCUAGUGCAGAGCCCCAAUUCCUACUUCACGGAUGUGAAAUGCCCGGGAUGCUAUAAAAUCACCACGCUGUUCAGCCGUGCACAAACAGCAGUUUUGUGUGUUGGUUGCUCUACUGUCCUCUGCCAGUCUGGAGAAGGAAAAGCAAGGCUUGCAGAAGGAUGUUCCUUCAGAGAGAAGCAGCACUAA